AUGCUUAAAAAUUACGAUAGGCUCAUCUCCAAGUAUGGAGUUUUAGCAUGGGAAGCAUUCCCGUUCUCUAAGGAGCAACUGGAUUUAUUGCCAGAGAAGGCAAAGGCCGCACAAACACUGGAAUCUCUUCUUGUUGCUGGGGACCUCGAUUAUGUCAUUGGGAAAGAAGGCUUGAAGGUUCCAGUGAAGGAGCUUGUUGGCAAGACCAUCCUCUUCUUCUUUGCAAUGAGUGAUUCGUUUCAUUGCCAGAAAUUUCUUCCCAAGCUGAUCGAGGCAUAUCACAAGAUCAAGCGCAUGGACAGUGCUUUCGAGGUGAUCUUCGUCCCUAUGGGCUAUAUGGAUUCGGGUGCUUUUGAGUUCUUCUUACGCAUGCCUUGGUUGGCGGUGCCGGUGGAUGAUGACAGAAUAGGAUCUUUGGAGAACACUUUAGAAGCUCAUUACGUCAACACCCUGGUUGUCAUUGGUCCUACAGGUCAAACGAUCACAAAGAACGCCGCAACUUCGUUGAAGAUGUAUGGAGCCGAUGCCUACCCGUUCAGUGAAGAGAGGAUCAAGGAGGUAGAGAUGGCACAAACAUUGGAAUCUCUUCUUGUUGCUGGGGACCUUGAUUAUGUAAUUGGGAAAGAAGGGUUGAAGGUUCCGGUGAAGGACCUUGUUGGCAAGACCAUCCUCCUCUUCUUCUCGAUUCGCAGGUCCGGUACAUGUCGUGGAUUUCUUACCCAUCUGAUCGAGGAAUAUCACAAGAUCAAGCACAUGGAUAGUGCUUUCGAGGUGGUCAACAUCUCGAUGGACAAGGAUCAGGAUUCCUUUGAGGAGUUCUUCUCCGGCAUGCCUUGGUUGUCGCUGCCAUUCGGCGAUGAGAGGAAGAAAUCUUUGAAACGUACUUUCCAAGCCGAUAUCAUCUACCCCUCCCUGGUUGCCAUUGGUCCUACAGGUCGAACUAGCACAAGGAACGCCAUGCAUUCGUUGGCGACCCAUGGAGCCGAUGCCUACCCGUUCAGCGAAGAGAGGAUCAAGGAGUUGGACCAGAAGAUAGACGAGAUGGCAAAAGGAUGGCCUGAGAAGAGGAAGCAUGAGCAACACAAGCAUGGGAAGUUGGAGUGGAGCUGCCUCCAUGGCCUGUAUAUGUGUCGUGACUGCCACAAGAUUGGAAGUGGAUGGUGCUACUUGUGCUCCAUGUGCAGUUUCGGUCUCCACCCCAAAUGUGCACCGAAGGAGGAGAAGAAGGAGGAGGAAGAACAUGAUGAAGGAUCUGAGUGUGAUGGAGAGGUUUACAACGAUUUCGAAGAUUCUGAAGAUUUCGAAGAUUCUGAAUAA
Molecule: messenger RNA, 1317 nt
Organism: Musa acuminata AAA Group (dessert banana)
Lineage: Eukaryota; Viridiplantae; Streptophyta; Magnoliopsida; Zingiberales; Musaceae
Product: probable nucleoredoxin 1-1
Exons: 3
Coding region: 1-1317 (438 amino acids)
Source: RefSeq, a predicted model, not a curated record